GUGAAGCUCCUCCCACAACAAUCACACCAUCAGUGAAGCUCCUCCAACUGCAGUUCAUCAAUAAAUGCUGGAAUAUUCCCAUCAGUCUACAAGUGAAGACGAGCAUUAAAGCAUCAAGAAGAAGUGAAAUCUACAGAGACAGAGUUUAUUGAAGAACAGAGAGAACAUGAGAGAUCUAGAACCCUGCAGAAUGAAACACACUGAAGAACAAACAGAUCUAAUGGAGGAACCAAAUCAUGUCAAAACUAGAGUAAAAACUCUCUCACAGACUGAAAGAGUUUCUUUACGUAAAAGAAAAGUCAAGAAAAGUUUCACCUGCACUCAGUGUGGAAAGAGUUUCACAUACAAACAGAGUCUUGAGAUUCACAUGAGGAUCCACACUGGAGAGAAACCAUACAGAUGUGAUCAGUGCGGGAAGAGUUUCACAUCAUCAUCAAACUUUAAGAGACACAUGAUCAUCCACACUGGAGAGAAACUUUAUGUAUGUGAUCAAUGCGGAAAAACAUAUUCAUGUGCUUCAUACCUGAAGGAUCACCUGAAAGUUCAUUCAAAGGAGAAACCACAUUCAUGUUCUUUAUGUGGAAAGUGUUUUUCACAUCUGCAGAAAUUAAAAGUUCAUCAGAAGAGACACACUGGUGUGAGAGAAUAUAUGUGUUUUGAGUGCGAGAAGACUUUUAUUACAGCUGAAAAUUUGAAACGGCACCAGAGGAUCCACACUGGAGAGAAACCUUACAUGUGUUCACACUGUGACGAGAGAUUCAGUCGGUCAGGAUCCCUGAAAUCACAUGAGAGGAUCCACACUGGAGAGAAACCUUACAAGUGUUCACACUGUGACAAGAGAUUCAGUCAUUUAGGAUCUCUGAAAACACAUGAGAGGAUCCACACUGGAGAGAAACCUUACAAGUGUUCACACUGUGACAUGAGAUUCAGUCAGUUAGGACACCUGAACUCACAUGAGAUGAUCCACACUGGAGAGAAACCUUACAAGUGUUCACACUGCGACAAGAGAUUCAGUCAGUCAGCAAAUCUGAAAUCACACGAGAAGAUCCACACUGGAGAGAAACCUUACAAGUGUUCACACUGUGACAUGAGAUUCAGUCAGUUAGGACACCUGAACUCACAUGAGAGGAUCCACACUGGAGAAAAACUUUACAUGUGUUCACACUGCGAAAAGAGAUUCAGUCAUUCAGCAUCUCUGAAAUCACACGAGAAGAUCCACACUGGAGAGAAACCUUACAAGUGUUCACACUGUGACAAGAGAUUCAGUCUGUCAGGAGAACUGAAAACACAUGAGAGGAUCCACACUGGAGAGAAACCUUACAAGUGUUCACACUGCGAAAAGAGAUUCAGUCUGUCAGGAUAUCUGAAAUCACAUGAGAGGAUUCACACAGGAGAGAAACCUUACAAGUGUUCACACUGUGACAAGAGAUUCAGUCUGUCAGGAUAUCUGAAAUCACAUGAGAGGAUUCACACUGGAGAGAAACCUUACAAGUGUUCACACUGUGACAAGAGAUUCAGUCAUUCAGCAUCUCUGGUAACACAUGAGAGGAUCCACACUGGAGAGAAACCUUACAAGUGUUCACACUGUGACAAGAGAUUCAGUCAUUCAGCAUCUCUGGUAAUACAUGAGAGGAUUCACAAUGGAGAGAAACCUUACAAGUGUUCACACUGUGACAAGAGAUUCACUCAUUCAGCAUCUCUGAAAUCACAUGAGAGGAUCCACACUGGAGAGAAACCUUACAAGUGUUCACACUGCGACAAGAGAUUCAGUCAGUUAGGACACCUGAAAACACAUGAGAGGAUCCACACUGGAGAGAAACCUUACAAGUGUUCACACUGUGACAAGAGAUUCAGUCAGUUAGGAUCCCUGAAAUCACAUGAGAGGAUUCACACUGGAGAGAAACCUUGC
Messenger RNA from Carassius carassius (crucian carp), 1909 nucleotides. RefSeq names its product zinc finger protein 271-like. Lineage: Eukaryota; Metazoa; Chordata; Actinopteri; Cypriniformes; Cyprinidae. The record is from RefSeq and is a predicted model, not a curated record. The annotation marks the transcript as partial. The transcript is spliced from 2 exons.